This is a messenger RNA of Chara braunii, 3692 nucleotides long. Lineage: Eukaryota; Viridiplantae; Streptophyta; Charophyceae; Charales; Characeae. The record is from the annotation of a GenBank genome assembly.
GUGAGUUGUCACUGCACUUCUGUUCUCCCCUCUUUAGGGGAGGCCUCCUCCAGGUACAUGUUGUAGGCAGGAGUGGCUGAGGAAAGGAGGCAGGAGGGGGAAGAUGGCAGGAAAUCAACGGCAGAAAACGGUCCUUGGGCUCUUGAUGCUUUUGCUCCUUGACGAGGAGAGCCAUCAGAUACAGCAAAAGGAGAUGGAGGAGCAAAUUGCCCAUGAGAGGGAGUUGUUUGAAGACGAAUACAGGAGGCGGAAGGAGUCUCUUUAUGAGGAGUACCGGAGACACAUGGAGAAGCUAGCCGAUGCAGAGAGAACGGAGCUUCUCCAUCGCAAGCGUGUUCGCUAUGCAGCUGCAGCAUUUGUUGCAGCCAUAGCUAAAUCAGAGUGUAUCCGCCGCAAGCUAUGGCAGCUCGCUCGCUUGCAGGCUUGGUGGGACUGUUGUUGCCGUCCGUCUUUCACGGAGUUUGAGUUCCGUCACUGCUUCAGGAUGGGAAGGCGUCCAUUCAAGUAUAUCUGCGAUGAGCUCGCACCUAUCAUAGCGAAACAGGAUACAAUGCUGCGUGCGACAAUCCCUGUAAAUCAGAGAGUAGCGGUUUGUCUCUGGUGUCUGGCAACAGGGGAGCCAUUGAGAUCAGUGUCGAAGCGGUUUGGAUUAGGCAUUUCCACAUGCUCAAUCAUCAUGUUGGACGUGUGCAAAGCACUCAAUCGUGUUCUCCUGCCUCGGCACAUCCAGUGGCCAAGUCCUGAGCAGAUUCACGAUGGAGUUCGAGUGCAUGCACGGGUUGGGGCAGUGCAUCAUCACCAUCACCACCAUCAUCGACAUCAUCAUCAUCAUCGUCGUCAUCAAAACCAGAACCAGAAUCGUACGACACGACGCCAUGGUCGACUUGCCAUGCUAUUGGAUCCACAAUUGCUGCUGAAAGUCACCAUUUUUGUCCUCCUAUUAUUUGCUGUGGCCAUCUUCAUAAUCGACCAGAAGUUAGAGUCUGAGGAGGAGAAGGAGGGAAGUGGAGACGAGGACUCGAAUCCAUUGACGAAGAGUGCACAAUUAGGAAAGGGGCACAAUCUGGCAGAAAUAGCGCGGAAAGGACUGCCCUUUCGCGUACAGGAAAAGAGGUCUGGCUCGGGCGAAGUGGGUGGAGAAUCUGGAGAUCAACAGCCACCUCAGUUGAUGUCUCCCCAGCGUCUCAGCAGUGAAAGCGAAGUACUGUUAUUGAGGACACAACCUAACCUCUCGUCUUGGCUUACCCGCGACCUAAUCUCCUCAGAGUCUUCCUCUGCCUCUUCCUCUCCUUCUUCCGAGUCGCUCUUGGAUUCACGGAUAAGCGAAUCUCUGGCAGAAAUGAAUCCUUCCCUCGAGGAGGACGAACAUGAGGCUGCUCGGCAGGCAGAGCCUGCAAGCGGUAUCGAGGAUGAGACCGACCCUCUCUCGAUGGAAUCUGACAUACGUAAACCGUCAUCGACCGAAUCGUUUCCAUUCUUUGGCCACACACUCCCAACUGCAGCAGUUAUAUGGAAGGUGAGCAAGGAAGUAAAGUCGUUCUUCUUCCGGUCUCCCAAGUCUGAACCAGGGCAGCCUCAGGCAGCUGCAAGCGGUGGACGGUCAGUCGAUGAAUCCUCAGUCUCUGAUGGAGGUGACGACGGUUUGUCGAUCAACUAUAGGGUAUCAGGCGUGCAAUCAACUGGUGCUAGUUCUGAUCAUAGUCUUCAGCGAAGUGCUAUAAUUUUUACUAGUCAUACAGAUAAUGACUCUGUCGCCGCCUUGGGGGGGGUGGAGACACACACCACCAGCAACAGCAGCAACAGCAGCAACAGCAGCAACAGCAGCAACAGCAGCAACAGCAGCAAUAGCAGCCGCAGGAGGAAGGGGUAUAAGCAAGAAGAAGAGGGCCUUCCGAAGCUGACGUCACCGUUUAAGCUUGGCGUUGACGUGAUCCAUUCUUUGCUUUCCACAGAAAUGGACAUUACGUUGAACAGGAUGCUCCUGGAAAUGCAAGGCAGCAUUUCGUGUGGCGGUCUGCCGAUAAUGGAGUUCGGCAACUUCGAUGAAAUCAGUGAGAUAGAUGAGAGUCUGAUGGAUGUGAUUCCAUCGAUGGAUGUGGUGGGGCCCACAGGAGGAAGAUUGCGGAAUCAGAGCUAUUACAAGUCGUGUGCGGUUGUGGGAAACAGCGGCUCCUUGCUUCUUCAGAAUUACAGCGCCAAAAUUGACCGAAGCGACGCCGUCAUCCGGUUCAACUCAGCUCCGACACGUGGCUUCGAAUCGCAUGUAGGGUCGAAAACGACGAUCCGUAUCCAGAACGUAGAUUACCUGGGAUGGAGGGAGGCGAACAGGGAUAAAAUCGCCAUCUUCACCGGCAGGAAUGAGAGGGAUUUUAAGCGAUUCAUCGCUCAACGCCUUCGCCAUCCUAAUCAUGUCCAAUACAUUUUCAAUCCCGAGUGGUGGUGCCAUGUGUGGGACUGGGUGAAGAGGAGGAAGUUGAAGCCCAGCACCGGUUUGGCGGGCGUGGUUUUGGCACUGCACCUCUGCGCAUCUGUAAACCUGUUCGGCUUCCGGAUCAAUUCCACCACGUUUCACUACUACAAUUCGCUCCCGAAGAACGUGAAACGCCAAGCCAUCUUUCGAUAUCAUCCCUUGUUGGAAGAGGAAGCAGUCUAUGCCGAGUUGGCGGAAAACGGAUUUCUUACCAUCGGUCCGGCUGCUGGAGGUGAUAAGAGCAUCAUCCUCGAGAAGAGGGAGCCCAAAAUGGAGAGAGAGAGGGACGGAGGGAGGGAAGCAGGGACGGAUGGACGUAUGGAUGGAUGGAUGGAUGGAUGGAUGGAGGGAGGGAGUGAGGGAGGGAUGGAGGGAUGGAGGGAUGGAGGGAUGGAUGGACGGAGGGGUGGAGGGACGGAGACAGAGGGAGGGACGGAGAGGGGGGGAGGGACAGACGGAUGGAUGGAGGGAGGGAGGGAGGGACGGAUGGACGGAUGGACGAACGGAGGGAGGGACAGAGGGAUGGUGGGACAGACGAAGGGAGGGCCGGUGAGGGAGGGGGGUUGGGACGGAGUGAAACUGAUAGCGUCAUCACUUGCUGAGAUCAUCAGGAACAAUAUUCCCGGGAAAGACAUGGAUCUAGACUCCAGGACUUAUGCAAUAGAUUUUGAGAGAGAAAUUGAGAUGCUUUCUCUGAAUGCGGCAUGCAAGACUGACUCAAAGAAGAAGGAGCAUGUCUGUGACGAAAACAAGAGCACACCGAAGAGGGGACUGAUAGCAUAAAGGAGCCAAAAAGAUGGAUGUCUGCAACCCCCGCAAUUCUCAAUGGAAUCCACUCGAUGAAUAGAAUGGGCAACUCUUCUCAGGAUUCUAUUUAAACCACCAGUACUUCCUCGAGUCGUGCCCGUUAACGCGCCACCGAUUUUAGGAAACGUACGGGCUACUACAGGAGUGCCCAAAUUCAUCCCACUAGAACUGUUUCUAGUACUUUCUACUCUUUUUUUUUCUGCGGCCAAUAGCUGGGCCAAGUACUGGUGGUUUAAGUAUCCAUGCCUGCCUCCUAGUCAAUUGGCGCUAAGCACUGGUAAGGGAACUUAGGGAAGUAAUUAAAAGCAAUACCGUGCACGAAACAGCAAAACCAAUUGGAGAAAAUGAGGUAUUACAAUACGAAGUUGGAAUAUUAUCAGUCCAAAAACUGCUUCAACAAAGCCAACGCGAAAAG